AUGAGGAGUGAUGUGUAAAUCCAAAUUGCCAGAAUGAACAGAGCCAUGCAUAGCAACCUUUUCCAGGUUCUCAGGGUUUAGGUUGAAAACGCUUCUCACUCUCACUCUCACGUCACCACCUUGUUCUUACUCUCACCGCCACAAAUCCAUAAAAAGACACAACCUUAAUACAAUUGCAGCAUCUUCUGUGUUGUGUGGUAAUUUUGAAGUUGAAAUAAUGGGUCGUGGGCGUAGGAAGAUUGAGAUCAAAAGGAUUGAGAAUGUGAAGAACAGACUAGCCACAUUUUCAAAGAGGAGAAGCGGGUUGUUGAAGAAGGCUAAGGAGCUUUCUGUUCUCUGUGAUGCUGAGGUUGCUGUCAUUGUGUUUUCCAACACUGGAAAGCUCACCGAGUUCUCAAGUUCCUGUAUGAGAAGAACCCUUUCAAGAUACAACAAAUGUUUGGCUUCUACAAAUACUGCUGAAAUAGAACAUAAGAAGACCCAGAAAGAAGAUUCUCAGAUGGUGGAGACUCUAAGAGAUGAAAUUGCUAUGCUAGAAACAAAGCAAUUGCAGUUGUUGGGUAAGGACUUGACAGCUUUGGGAUUAAAGGAAUUGCAAAGUUUAGAACAGCAACUUAAUGAAGGGUUAUAUUCUGUCAGAGAGAGAAAGGAGGAACUACUCAUGAAGAAACUGGAGCAGUCUAGAUUACAGGAACAAAGGGCUAUGUUGGAAAAUGAAGUUUUGCGCAAACAGGUUGAGGAGCUUCGUUCUCUAUUUUCAGUAUCAGAACAGAGAAAUAGUGCUUUUGCAAACACCAGUUCCUCACAUCCCAACUUGGCCACUAGCUGCGGAAAUGAGAAAGGAAGUUCAUACAUUGCAUUGGGGUGGCCUGUUGAUGAUCAUGACAAUAGGGAGGAACCUGAGGAAGAAACCUUUUCAGAUUCAGAUGAUUCAGAGAGUUAGGUGGAUAUCCUCUAAUCUAGUUCUCUGAUUUUAUUGUUUCAAGAUGGAAUAUAUUACUUCAGACUAGUUUAAUACAGUUGUAGUUGUAUACAGUUUUAAGUUUAGAUUACAGAGAAAAUAUAUGAACCAAAGGUGAGCCCCCAAUUGAUGAAUUGGAAUUUAGGUCUUUUCAGAUAUUGGCAAGAAUGUAGAUUGAAAUUGUUUAUCAUGUUUUGGCUAAAAUACUAUGAAAGAACCAAGACUAUGAAACUUUUUUUUUAUUCUAAUGAAUGCAAUGCUUAGGUUUAUUUA
Messenger RNA from Lotus japonicus, 1234 nucleotides. RefSeq names its product agamous-like MADS-box protein AGL15. NCBI's taxonomy places the organism in Eukaryota, Viridiplantae, Streptophyta, Magnoliopsida, Fabales, Fabaceae. The record is from RefSeq and is a predicted model, not a curated record. Gene Ontology annotation, biological process: positive regulation of transcription by RNA polymerase II. Gene Ontology annotation, cellular component: nucleus. The transcript has 8 exons. Bases 218 to 943 code for a protein of 241 amino acids. Gene Ontology annotation, molecular function: RNA polymerase II cis-regulatory region sequence-specific DNA binding; DNA-binding transcription factor activity, RNA polymerase II-specific; protein dimerization activity.